Molecule: messenger RNA, 6811 nt
Organism: Amoebophrya sp. A120
Lineage: Eukaryota; Dinophyceae; Syndiniales; Amoebophryaceae
Source: the annotation of a GenBank genome assembly
AUGCUGGUGGGAAUCUCGCGGAGUUUAGCCAAGGAAAAAACUGUGUUAGUGUAAACUUUCUUUGGCUGACAGCAUCACAAAUCUGCUCUACAUGACAGAGACAAUUUCUCAUGCGUCGUGGCUUGUAAAGGAGCACACACUUGAGCAAAGAACUUCAUGGCUGUCUGGCAUGACAGGCGAAACUCUGUUGCCUGUUGUGCAUUACAGAGUUACACUUACACAGUUUUUUUCUUGCAUAGAGUUUCAACCCGCUUGUGCUCGCCGAGGGCGAGCAGUACCUGGCGGAUUAUUCCGUUUCGCUAUGCAAUGCAAAAGCACCGCCAUCGUACGUAGAUGUAUGAAUUACAUUACAAAUUGGGUCAGCAUGACAAAUGCAAUUUGUAAUGCUACUUCCGGUUACGCAAGACAGAGAUUUGUCAUGCGUGUCUGCGACCACUGAACGAGUGCGAUAGUACUUUUGCACAGGAUAUUCGUGGCGGGUCAACAACUCGACGACGAGCACGAAUGGAAGGUUGAGAAUAGCGAGUAUGAGCAUCAUUUUAGACCCGGAUGACUGCGCGUUGGAUUUAAUCCGGAUUCAGUUCAAACACUUUUUGCACGACGGGAACGCGGUUGCAGCGAAGAAGGACGAGAAGAUAAGCAAUAACCUCGGGGGAGUUGCACCUCCGCCGGGUAGCAGUGCGUCCGCCAUGUUCAACAGCAGCAAUCCGAACAACCUCCAAAGCCGCUUGCUGAACGUGAAAGCCAACCAGUGGUCACUCAUCCGCACGCAUCAGUGGCAGCAGGAAACCAGGAUAACAACUCCGUUUAAGACGGAGCAAUAUCCUCUGCAAAAGUAUCGUACUCGUAUUGCAAUCAUGCAUUACAAAUCGUUUCCUCUAUGUAAAUUCGCAUUACAAAUUCCACUUCUCAUGCUGAGGAAAUUUGUAAUGCAUUUAUACGAGUACUGCGAUACUUUUGCAGUUCAUAAGCAAAGCGCUCCUACAAGUACACACUACGCCAUCCAUUUACGGUACGGUGACUUGAAUCAGCUGAGAGAGGUUUUUGAGGAGCUGAAGGAGCUUAACGGGAAUGGGAGUGGUGGUGACAGCAGGAACAAUGCUGCGGCAACGUCCGGCUUCACCCUGAGCAAACAAGCGCAGUCGAAUCGCGACCGGGCUUUGGAGUCGUUGGUUUUGAAAUUACAAUCGACAUCUUCAAGUUCCUCUUCCUCCUCGUCGGCGCAAGGAAAUCAAAAUGCAAACCAGGCCGGCGGACGUCAACAACCUCCCCAGCAGCAACUGACCGUCGCGUUCGACCUGUCCCGCCUGCAGUCGCACCGGGAAAGGCAAAAUUUGCAGCUGCGGGAGUUUUUACCGCAAGACGAUCCGAGAGUGAAGCAAGGAAUUUUUUGCUUCCUGAUAAAGCCCAUGGUGAAACACCGAGGAUUGUUGCAGUUAACGGACCAAGCGCUGUAUUUCCAACCAGUGCCGAACUUUUUGGACGACUCGCCUGUGAUUCGUAUUUCCCUUGCGGAAAUCCUACACUUUUUCCCGCGGGUUUGCAAGUUGAAAGACUGCGGGCUUGAGAUUGUCUGCGAGAAAAAGGCGAGAAACUUGUUUUUGAUGUUCGAAUUUCAGAAGUUGCGAAACGCAGUAUUGCAGUUGUUGGAGAAGCUGCUGGUAGGGCGGAGCAGUGGGGCAAGUGGUGCAGAAAACGGAACGCAAAGUAGUAGACCAAGCAGCAAUAGUACAUCCCGGAUCAUGAUAAACCCCUCUUCCAAUCUGAAGCAAAUGCUGCAGCACAUGCUUUCGCUCUGGCAGAGCGGGAAGUUGUCGAAUUACCACUACUUGGAUUUCUUGAACUGUGCUGCCGGGAGGUCGGUCAACGACCUGUCGCAAUUAUGCAGGAAAACAACUGUGUAAGUGCAAAUCUGUGAUGCAGAAAGUGCAAAACUGUCACACUUGUCAUGCUGGAUGUGCGUCAUAGGCUACUUCCAUACGUGUUUCCACGUACUAGCUGCGCAUGACAGGUUUUUCCUGUAAUGCAAAGCGAAUUUGUGAUGCUGCUCUUCCUACAAAGACAAAGUUUCACUUACACAGUUUUUCUCCUGGAUAGCAAUAUCCGAUCUUCCCGUGGGUCCUAACCGAUUACCAGUCGCUGCAGAUAGAUUUGACGGAUCGGAAAAAUUUCCGGGAUCUGUCGAAGCCGUUAGGUGCGAUGAAUCCGAGCCGGUUGAGGCAAUUUCGAGAACGGAUGCGCGAAAUGCCAGCGGGACAAAAGUUUUUGUACGGUAUAAGAAGGAUCUUGUUUCAUCUUCUCAUGCUGUUUCACCUCCGAUGUGGCAGUUUGUUUGGCAUGCAUAGACUGCAUAAUCAUCACCGCCUUCAGCAAAAAAACAGGACAAACAAACACAAAUUGUCACAGGCACCCACUACUCCACGCCCGCUUACGUUCUCUACUUCCUCGUCAGGGAACUGCCAGAGUGCAUGCUCAGGCUUCACUCCGGCUCCUUUGACUCCUGGAACCGGUUAUUUCACUCCAUGGAAACCACUUACCGGGCGACGCAAGACGGCUCCGCGGUUUUGAUGGAAUUACUACCGGAGUUUUUUGUUCUGCCAACGAGCAAUAAAGACGCCCAAACAACUUUUCUGGAAAACUACCUCAAUAUUUCCACCCAAGAGGGGGACUUGCGCAACGUUUCCCUGCCACCCUGGAGCAACGGCAAACCGGAGUUGUUUCUUUCAAUACAGCGGGCGGCGUUAGAGUCCGCGAUUGUCACGGAAAUGCUGCCGAAGUGGAUUGAUCUGAUUUUCGGCUGGAAAAGCCGGGGAGAAAACGCCGACAACGCGGACAAUCUUUUUCACCCAGUUUGCUACUUGGGCCCGAAAUCGAGUGGAUUAGCUGGAUCAUCAUCCACUGGUAGUGGAAGUACAACUAGCGGCAGCCGAAACAACAAACAGGCGCAAAAUCCGGAAAUGAAUAACCAGCAGCAAAACCUCACAAACAGAGCGACGGGCAUGGUCUCUGGUGCGAUUGGCGGCUCCUUUUCCCAAAUGCUCGGCGGCAUGAGCGGUAUGAGGAACGCGUUUACGCAUUGCAAACAUGUCAGGGUCUGCAUGGAUUCGAAUUUGUGAUGCGACUUCUACAUCAUGACAAAAUCUGUCAUGCAGGGUCAGCAAAAGGACCCAUUUCCUGUUACAGAAAGGGGGCAUUUUAUUCUUAUGCGGAUUAGGCAUUGGGAUUAUACCUGCUCGGACUCUCUGAUGCUAGAGCUUGCAUGCCAGAUGAUCUGGGCUAGGCAAACGCCGCAUCACAAAUGUCUGCACUCUUCCAGACCCAGACACAUUUGCACUUGAUAGCGUUGUUGGGAAACACUUUCUUUGACAUGGACGACGAUGUUGAACACGAGAAAAACAAGCAAAAACCGAAUAGGAACAGCAGCACGAAUGAGCAGGAUGCCUUCGGCGGGACGAUAGACCAGCAGGACAAAGCGGUUUUGGAGAUCCAAAUUGAGGAAUUCGGCCGCGUAUGCAUUGCAAAAGCAUCGUAAACUUCUAGUAUGAAUGGCAUUACAAAUUUGCAGCUCAGUAACAAAAAUGUUGCAAUUUGUCAUGCUAAUUCAGGUAGAAAAUUGUAUUGGAUUUGUAAUGCAUGCCUGGUGCAAUCGAGUAUUUGCGAUGCUGUUGCAUUGCAUACCGGGUCCCGUUUCAGCUCUUCUCCGAGCCGCACCCACCAAAGAUGGUCACGCAACAGAAUUCGGACGGGAAGAAUCUGUGGACUGUGGAAAGGUUGAAGCAGGACUGGAUACAGAAUGAGCCGUGGUACGUAGCGCUAGCCGCGAUUGGGAAAGAGGGAGAAUUCCUUCAUCGCGGGGGUCCAGCAACCGCAUCAGCAGGACUACAGCUUCCGUCUGGAGGUGCGCCACGGAAUGAUGCUGGUAACACCAGAAUUAUUUCAAACGAUGUUGACCCCUUCGCCCCGAACGGGGGGAAUAGAAACAGGCAGGACGAGGAUUUUUUUGGUACUACAACUGGGACGACAAAUAAAACAGUGAACAAUCAAGACUACUCUUCUCGCAGCACUGCCUCCACCGCAGGUAGGAAAGGAUCACUUGAAAAGAACCAGAAAGGCGGAAGUUCUGCAACCGAGCCGACCAUUGUGAAUUUCUUGCCGAAAAAGCGGACAGGAUCCACAGGUGAAAACAACCUUGAUCCCCCCCACCAGCCACAGUUGCAAAAUCCGUACGCGAAAACCGCCACGCCGAAAAGCAGCAAUACGACUGCAGCCAGUAUAUCAAAUGUAAAAGUGUCUGUGUCUGGGAACUUGUGAUGCUGGGUGGCGUCUCAUGAUGAGGCUACAAAUGCUGGCUCAGCAUGACAAGUUUCUGAGCUCCUAGGUGUUGCCUAUUCUGCAUGACAAACUGCGCUCAUGCAACACAGAAAAACGGAGCUUUUGGGUAACGUGCAUGACAGAUUUAAGAGUCAUGCCAGACAAGCAUGACAAACAUGAAUUCUUCCAGACCCAGACAUUUUUACAGUUGAUACAGUAUGGUGAACGUCAGUUUCAGCGCACCGGAGCCGGAUUUCUUGAAAUCGAACAUCAAGCCGAAUGACGAUUUCUUUGACAACUCAUCUUCUUCGACGAAGAUAGAUUUCAACGUUGGUGGCGCUACUGGGCCUAGCGCAGCUUCUACCACAAUAAAUCGCAAUAAAGCAGCCAACAAUUUUUACAACAAUAAUCCGCAAAAUAAUAAGCUUCCGGAGUUCAGCUCCUGGCGGUUACAGGAGGUUAUCGCAAAUGACCCAGACGGGAAGUUAAAUACGCUGAAGGGGGAGAUCAACCAAAUGCAACACACCAGAGACAAGAUUUUUGCGGUUUGCGAGGACGGGUGUUUACGGACAUUGUGCAGAAGAACGGGCGUGCAGAGGGCGUUUCACUUGUUAUGACAGUGCACAAGAACAACUACUCCCCCUCCCCCUCGUUUGUCAUGCAAAAUGCCUAAUCCAUAUCCACUCUUUCCCUCUUCAGUCUGUUUGCAUGACAAGUUUAUUCCGAAGGAGCCCAAACUACACUAAAUGUCCGUUCUUGGAUUUAUCAUGCGGAAGCCACAUGUCUGCCGAUGCUGGUAUAGCGGUUCAUGCAACACAAAUGAGGGGGACGAGGAGAAGUUGUGGACUGUCAUGCUUGUCGAACGUGCCACUGAAAUGCCUCGCGGUGGUGGAUCUGGGAACUGUGUUUGCAGAAUUUUCGCACCUCCAAGCAGCCUCGGCUAGCAGUGUCGCAAAUGGAGCUCCUGCAUCUAAUGGUGGCGCGGCAUCAACCACGAUGUUGACAAGUAGACCUGAAGUCGAUCUGUCCCCGCUUUCCGCCCAGAACCAACAGUCUACGAUCAUCGUGGUCGGGGGUUGUGACAACGCCAUUUCCUUAUUUGAUCUACGAACGGGGGUCGUCGUUGAUCGGCUCUUUACCGCACACGCUGACACGGUGACCUGUAUGGCGCACUGCGUGGAGCAGAAUCUAGAAGCGAAAAAAAUCUGCUUGAAAAUCAUCACCGGAUCCCUGGACCAGACCGUCGCGGUCACGGAGGUGUUGCUCAGUAACACAAGUAACGGGAUGUUGAAUCCCGGAGCGGUAAAUCCAAAUACAGUAAACGUGAAGGGAAUUGGGCUGCAACUUUUGUCCACUUUUGACGAACCGGAUGAGCCUGUCUCCGCCGUCCACACAGUGAUAGCAGGCACGAGCAACUUCAUUGCGUGCGGGACGGAAACGGGAAAAGUUUGUUUGUUCACGACGGAUUCCACCGGGGUGUUCGGCGCUGCGGCGGGAAUUUCGAAGAAUGAGAUGUACUUUGAGCGGCAGUUGGAGUACAAUCAGGAAAUCAUUCAUGUGGAAAUCACAGUGAAAGGAAAAUUGCAACAGAUGAACACCAACAACUCGCUAAUCCUAACUGCCUUGGAUAAAGACGGGAAUUUGAGGCAGUACGAUAUUUCCGAAGAAAAUCAAACAGAAUUACUACGACGGCACUUAAUAUCGACUUCGCCGGAUGCGGGGAGCGGCGGGUAUGGCAUAGACCACCAGCAGCCGCCGGGGAUGAUGAUGUUAGGAGGUGGGAAUAACUCGAAGUGUGUCUCCAUGUUGGCGAUAACAACCACAACAAGAAUGACAUCGUCAACUAACAGCGGACCACCUGGACGUGGUCCUGGUCCCUCCAGCAUGACCACAAGCACAAACAGCCCGAUGCUGCUGGUAAUCAGCUACGGUGAUGGGUCUGUGCAGCUCUAUGAUGUCGCGGAAAACGCGGUGAGGAAAGUGUGGAGCUGCGGAGACGGGAAGGCGGCAAGACUGAGUAGUGCGAUCAGGGCGAACUGUGAUUCUUAUGCGGGGGUAAUGAUGGUGGAUGGAAGUUGUAGCACAGGUUUGUCUUGUGCAGGAGGGAUGGGUGCAGCAGCAACCUCGUUGGAAGAUUUUGUCUUCUGCACGGAGGACGGGUCGCUGUUUCUGGUGGGGUACUGAGGAUUUUGAUCUUCUUUACGAUUUCUGCCUACGUAGCUAGAAGUACUUCUAUCACCAAUGAGCGGCUUCUUUUUCCCGAAUAGGAACCAGCAAUGUGAUGUCCACAUCUACUCCUAACUCCCAUCAUCCACUCAUGAUAGCAUUGCAUGGAAGAAUAAGAGCCGAAACUUCUUCGAAAUUGUUGAAAAGUAGCGACACCCACACCCUCACCCAAAAAAUCAUGUUUCCCUUUACAUAGAUUCCGAGAAUUUUUUCUCCCACCGAGGACAUCAUCAACCUCUAGUAAUGCAGCGCUGCUUGCACCUGCUAACAAGCA